AUGCCGCAGAGAGAACUUAUAUUUGUUCACGGCUCUUUUGAAAGAACUCGAUCAUAUGCAAAUGAAAGACGUGAAGACUACAACCUAUUUGAUAAUGUGAAGCCAGGUGAUGAUGACUUUAAAAAAAGCUGGGAGAAAGAAAUGGAGAAUGAUGAUGAUGAUACUCUAUGGUCAGGAAGUGAAGACGAAUACAAUGCUAAUACUCAACAAGAAAGUGGAAGAAACCGGCUUGAGAAAGAGGUUAAGAAAGCUAGACACUCCAGUCUAAUUGAUGCAGAUGACAGUGACGAAUUAUACAGUGUUUGGUCCGGAACCGAUGAGGAGAAAACUUUAUGGACUGGAGAUGAUGACGACGAUAUUCCAACAGAUCCACACCCAAACGAAGCAUCUGAUAAGUACUUAGACAAGUUGUUUGAGUUUAAAGAGAAACCAAAGUACAGGACAAUCUCGGAGCUGACUGAACAUGCAGUUCUUUAAGGAUAUGCAGACUCGCAUGAGAGAUCCAAACUUCAAAUUCACGCCUGAGAUUAAGUUGAAGCCUGAGAGUAAACUAGUGCCCAGGAAGAAGUGGCAGAAGGCACAGUCCAGAAGAAGGAAAGCUCAUAUUGACAGGUUCCUUCUUAAUGAUUCAAGUACCAAAUCUAUUUCCUGUAAUUGUGUUGAUCCAAAAUGUAUCAUACAACUGUAAGAGUCUUAUGACUGUUUCAUCUUGAUGCCAAUCAUGUAAAUAAUCGGGUACCGUGAUUAAGCAGCUUUCCUUUAGAGUGAUUCUGGACUUUUUAGUAUUCCUUCUUCUAAAGAAAGAAGCUUUGAAGGAAAAGCUAGAGAUGCUUUGGUCCCUUUGGACUUUUUUUUUUUGAGGGGGAGGGGAAGAAUACAGCUUUAUGAGCUUUUGAUCUUCAAAAGUUUUUUUUUCUUUC
Messenger RNA from Brassica oleracea var. oleracea, 920 nucleotides. Its product is annotated as RNA polymerase-associated protein LEO1. The record is from RefSeq and is a predicted model, not a curated record. NCBI's taxonomy places the organism in Eukaryota, Viridiplantae, Streptophyta, Magnoliopsida, Brassicales, Brassicaceae.